CCCUCUCUCUUUCUUUCUCGUCCCUCUUUCCGCUUGUCUACGCGGUUAACCCCAAACUCGUUGGCCAUCAGCGCGGAAUCCUCUUCUCAUUCGGCGCCAUUGUUCCUCGAUUAGAGAGGGAAGAGAGAGGAAUGGAAGGGUGUGGUACUUGUUAGUUGAUCUCCUUGCUCGAUCACGACUCAAUAGGUAAAGAAUGGUGAGAAGGAGAAGAGCCAUCCGACAUCCCCUUUUUGGACCCCAAAUUUCAAUUUCCGAGCCAUCUUCUUGAUGGGUUCAGGAGGAACCGCGAUCUCGCUUCCUCCAUGGAUUCCGAGAAGAACUGUUCGAAUUUGGAUGAGAAGUUGUCCGAGGAGGCUGGUAUCUUGGACCCCGAAGCCAAGAUCAUUGACUGGGAAGAGUUUCAGCAGGAGCUAGCCAGGUUAUGGAGUCUCUCUUCGGCCCUCAGCAACGCUGAGGAAAAAAAAGAGUCGCUCGUUCAGAUGCUGAACCCUCUUAUGCAGGUCCGGGCAGAGUCCUUAGAUAGAACAAAUGAGCUUGAGGAUAUGAAGCAGAAAUUGGAAACGAGGAAGUGGACAAUGGGAAACUUGUUGAUGAAACUGAAGAAUGCAAAGGAGGACUUGCAACUUAGGAAAGGAGAGCUAUCUGUUGAAGCUAGGUCACUUCUAGUCGCUGCAAAGUCACACUCUGCAGCUGUAAGGCAUUUACAAGAAGAGAACAUAUUGCUAGCUGGAGAAAUGGGACAUAAGCAUUUGAAAGAGGUGCAGAAGUUGUUGCGAAGAAGGCAUCAGCACAUGGUUAUGCAGAUUUCCACUAUUUAUCCUUUGAAGGUAUUAAAUGGAAGAGCACCUGACGUUGGGGUUAAUCAACCAUGCCCUAAUGGAGGUUCCUCAGGGGAUGGUGCUGCUUGUCCACCUGGUGCUUUAACACUUAAUAUGUCUGGGGAUGGUGCCAGUUGUCCACUUGAUGCGUCAACACAUAAUAACCCUGGUAAUGGGUCUCUCACUAUAUUGGGACUCCUACUAGUGGUUCCGCCCUUAAGAAAGUCAAGCUUUUUCAGUGAUAAGCAAGAGAUUCAGAGGACUGCUGCUGCCUUGGGUUAUGUUGCACAUUUUGUAUCGCUUAUUGCAUCAUACUUGGAGGUUCCUCUACGGUAUCCUUUACGCUUGGGAGGUUCACGCUCAUAUGUUCUUGAUCCUGCUCCUUCUGUUGAGCCUAUGUCAUCUGAUCCAGCUUAUUCUUCAACUGCAUAUUCCAGUCCAAAGCCUGCAGGGUUCCCCCUCUUUUUGGAAGGACAGGACACAACACGAUUUGCUUAUGCUAUAUUUUUGCUAAACAAGGACAUCGAGCAAUUGCUUAAUUCUCUGGGCAUUCAAAGUACAGGACCGCGAAGGGUGCUGGCCAAUUUGAAGGAGCUGUUGAGAUGCAUCCAGUCUCAUGAUUAUGUAGAUAACCUCAAUGUUUCUUUUCCAAGUUGACUUUUUCUGCUGGACUCUGUACCACUCUACUAUAACAUCCAGAGAAGGGUAAUUAGGCGGCAUUGGUGCGGCUUUUUUUUGUGGAGCACUUAACCAUCAUGCCCAUGUCAAGAGGUUAAAUUUUUUAAAGUCUUCGAGGGCUGUUGUUUUGUUGUAUUGCGGUAGAAGCAUUCUUGAAGAUAAUUGUGUAUAAAAUGCGACCAAACUGCUGCUCUUACAUAAUGAGCUUUCCAGUUUUCCAAGUUCAGUGUAGCAUAGAGCUUGGGAAUGGCAUUAAAACCGGAGGCAGCAUUUAGGGCUUCUUAAUGGUAUACAAGCUGGUUGUUUGUGUUGUAACCUUUUUUAUUUUUCGAAGUGGAAGCCAACUUACUGUAGAAUAUGAUAUACUAACUGGUUAAAUUAACAAAAAUUCAACGAUACAAGUGUA
Nymphaea colorata (pocket water lily) is the source of this 1902-nucleotide messenger RNA. RefSeq lists its product as uncharacterized. Gene Ontology annotation, molecular function: SNARE binding. Gene Ontology annotation, biological process: SNARE complex assembly. The transcript has 7 exons. NCBI's taxonomy places the organism in Eukaryota, Viridiplantae, Streptophyta, Magnoliopsida, Nymphaeales, Nymphaeaceae. The coding region runs from base 303 to 1475 and encodes 390 amino acids. The record is from RefSeq and is a predicted model, not a curated record. Gene Ontology annotation, cellular component: lytic vacuole; endosome.